This is a messenger RNA of Arxiozyma heterogenica, 2109 nucleotides long. It is a transcript of the gene STP2, whose product is annotated as Stp2p. Gene Ontology annotation, molecular function: DNA-binding transcription factor activity, RNA polymerase II-specific; RNA polymerase II cis-regulatory region sequence-specific DNA binding. Gene Ontology annotation, biological process: regulation of transcription by RNA polymerase II. The record is from RefSeq and is a predicted model, not a curated record. Lineage: Eukaryota; Fungi; Ascomycota; Saccharomycetes; Saccharomycetales; Saccharomycetaceae. Gene Ontology annotation, cellular component: nucleus. The transcript has a single exon. Bases 1 to 2109 code for a protein of 702 amino acids.
AUGCCUUUACUGUCUUUUUUUCCCAAUGAUGAGCACACACUAGUAUCGAAUAAUACCAGUCAUACUGCCAUAAGCAUCAAAAAUAGAAGAUUAUCUUCUGUUAAAAGAUUUGGUAAUAGAAAAGUCGAAUAUACUACUGAAGAAGCACUAUCCAAUUGGACAAAGACAUGGAAUCUUUUAAAACAAUUAGCAGAUAUUCUGGCCCCGUCUAAAAAGGUUGGCAUGAAUCGUUUGGGGGUUCCGACAAGUGAUGAUUCUUUUUAUGGUGUCAGUACUGAAUCGGAUGCUGAUACUGAUGCGAUAAGUUUUUUCACAACGAAAACUUCAUUAAGCAAUAGUAAAAAUAAAAAAACAGUUGAUAAAUCCCCAAUUUGUGAGCUUUUCCCUAAAAAAUCAAAUAUUCAAAAUUUUAAUUUUACUUCAGUGACUCCAUGUUCAAUGAAUAUUCAUUUAAUGGAAAACCCAAUCCAAUUAGAAGCAUUACCAAAUGGAAUGAUCUCUUCUACUCUAUCAAAUAAGCAAGCAUUUCAAACAGCUAUUAAUAACCAGAAUAGUAUUAUUAAUACUAAUACUAACACCGCUACUAAUAAUAAUAGUAAUAAUAAUAAUAACACUAACACGAAUCUACCUUUACCUAUCUCACCCCAAAGUAAUAAUUCUCCAACUGCUUUAGACCACAAGCUAACACCACAAUCUACUAUUUCAUCAGGUACAGUAAAUAGUUUCUUAAACUUUAUUACUAAAACCAAUGGCAAUGUCAAUUCUAACUCUAAUUCCAGUUCCAAUUAUCAAACUUCAACAUCAGAAAGGGAUGAACCAGGUUUGCUUAUAUGUCAUUAUUGUGAUGCGACAUUUAGAAUUAGAGGUUAUUUAACUAGACACAUUAAGAAACAUGCUAUCGAAAAGGCUUACCAUUGUCCUUUCUAUGACAAGAAUCUACCAUCAGAAUUAAGGUGUCACAACUCAGGUGGGUUCUCUAGACGUGAUACAUAUAAGACUCAUUUAAAAGCAAGACAUUUCACUUUCCCUGAUGGUAUCAAAGCACAUAACAGGAAUAAGUCUGAUGGCCAAUGUUCCCAUUGUGGCCAACAUUUCAUCAACGCUGAUGAUUGGAUUAAUAACCACUUGGAGACGGGAAAAUGUGUGAAAUUGCCUGAAGAAUAUUUGAUUAAAUUGAAGGAAAAGUCUAACAAUAAGAAAAGAACACAUCAUAAAUUAAAAAUGAUUAAGACUUCUACAGGCCAUUCAAGAUUUGUAUCCACUGCAGAGAGUGUUAUUGAACAAAAAGUUUUCCAGAAUAAAGAGGCUCUAGAAGCAAUAGCUAUUGUAGCAGGUGAUUCAAUGAACAACCAUGUUUUAUCAAAGAACGAUGAGAAUCAGUUCGUGUUAAAUUCUGAAAACUUUGAGGGCCAUAAAAAACCAAAGAAGAAGUAUAAACCAAGAAGGAAUAAGCAGAUGAUAAAUAGCGAUAUAGGCAAGGCUACUACUAAGGAUAACAUUAGUAAUACACCAAAGUCGAAUCUAGAUAGUAUUAGUCCACACAGUCACAUUUCUAAUAUUGAUGAAUUAGAUCUGUCUUGUAUCAAUAAUAAUGGUAAUAAUGGUAAUAAUAAUAAUCAAACUAUGAAUGGAGUUCAUUCAUUCAUUACUUCUCCGAAUAAUUCAAUGUUUUCUAGUAUCACUGCUACAAACAAAAAUGAUAACAAUCCUGUUACUAUAUCUCUUCCGAUGAAUAUAAAUGAUAGCAGUUAUCUGGAACAGCAAGGUUCUUUGGUUAGUAGUUCAGUAAUAAAUACAUUUGCCCCUAUUACUGCUACAUCUUCAAUAUCAUCUAUGUCUUCUGUAUCGUCAAUAUUUUUGGAGCCGUUGGAUAUAGAACAGCAAUCUAUGUAUGAACCAUUUGAAGAAGCCACAUUGCAUGCCAUUCCUAAUACUCAUACUAACGAUAUUUCGCAUGUCAACAUGAAUAAGUUGAAAACUGUUCCAAAUAAUGAUGCAGGUGAUACAUUUGGGAAGGGUAUGGAUUGUAAUAAGUUGAAUGAAAUGCAAAUGAAAGAGACAAGACAGUAUUUAAAUUUUUAUAACUUUUUUUUUGGUUCUAAUUUAUGA